GUCGAAUGCUUGCCCGGCUCACUUAUUGCUUUUGCUAUGCAGAUGAGUUGAUCAUUGUGCCGCCUGGUGAAAAAUCAGCCGAGCUGGAGGGAAGGAAUGUGUUACAAGUCAGGGAAUUUGAUGACCCAAAGUAUUAUCCCUUCACCAGAGAAUCUAUACUUGAAAAGAGGCUGGCUAUGUUCAAGUCACACACAAUAGAGUCACUGUUGGCAAAGGACUUCACGUAUCUUGGCAAAGCUCGUAAGAUGGCAUGGCUGAAGCUGCCUUCUCCAUCUGGUUAUGUGAAUGGUCAGGUAUUGGCGUACAUGGAUGAGUCUGAGGAGGUUGGUUCCCUCAUAGCAUUUGGGGAAGAUGGUCGAAUGGUCUCCAGAAAUGUUAGGGACAAACUCGAGGAUGAAGAUAUUUCUUCAGUCUUCAAUGACACCCUUCGCCAGGAGAUACUUGCUGAUCUGGCUGAUUUGGAAACUAAUUAUAUGUUGUACUGAUAGUACUUUUAAUUACUCGCUAGUUUUAGUCUUUAUUUAUUCAAUUACGGAAUAUUUGAGUGCUUUGUGUUAUUAUUUUUGUCUUUAUUUAAUUGCUGAUCAUUAGGAGUGUUAUUAUUGUUCGGACAUUGUCAUUGUAAUCUUAAUCUACUACUUCUACAAUUUUAGUUGUGGUCAGGGGCUCAUUGAUUGGUCCAGA
Cuscuta campestris is the source of this 684-nucleotide messenger RNA. NCBI's taxonomy places the organism in Eukaryota, Viridiplantae, Streptophyta, Magnoliopsida, Solanales, Convolvulaceae. The record is from the annotation of a GenBank genome assembly.